Drosophila ficusphila is the source of this 1136-nucleotide messenger RNA. Its product is annotated as peritrophin-44. The record is from RefSeq and is a predicted model, not a curated record. The transcript has 2 exons. Lineage: Eukaryota; Metazoa; Arthropoda; Insecta; Diptera; Drosophilidae. Gene Ontology annotation, molecular function: chitin binding. Bases 69 to 1085 code for a protein of 338 amino acids. Gene Ontology annotation, cellular component: extracellular region.
GAGACCUCAUCAAUCCCCUCGAACUGAUUUCCUGCAAAUUCUGCAACCAAAUUCUCAAAGAAUCAGCCAUGACGAUUUCAAGGAAGUGUAGAGUACUUCUGGGAUGUCUUCUGAUGGUGAUAUGUCUGCCGUCCUCUCUUGCCGGCUCCGAUGACUACGAGGAGCUGUGCCGGCUGUUUCAGAACGGCACCCAAAUCCGCAAGCCCGGCACCUGCGACCAGUACAUCCAGUGCUACGAUGGCGAGGGCACCCUGUUAACCUGUCCCACCGGCAAGUCCUUCGAUCCCAACCAGAAGCAAUGCGUGGACACGCUAGACAACAGCCACAAGUACUGCGGCAAUCGCUGCGAGGGAUUGGACGGAGAAUGGGUGGCGGAUCCCACGGAGUGCCACAAGUACUUCUACUGCAAGAGCGGCGUGCCGCUGGAGGGGAAGUGCCCGGAUGGCCAGCACUUCGAGGAGAGCUCCCAGUCCUGCCUGUACGGCGUGGACUCGCAAUGCGUGGACGUGAACAACAUCUGCGAACUGGUGGCGAAGAAAACCAAGUUCAGGAACGAGACCGACUGUUCCUACUACAACGAGUGUGAUUCAUCCGAAAAUCAUGCGGCGAAAUCGUGCUCCACCUCGAAGGCUUUACUCUAUUUCGAUGUGGAGACCGGCAGUUGUGUGCAGCCGAACAAGGUGGAGUGCUCAGCCCAUUCGAAGGUGAAUGUCUGUGGCAUUUACAAGGAGGUUACCUUCAAAUCGGACCAGGCCACCUGUCGCGGUUACUUCGUUUGCAAGGCCCUCUAUCCCGUUGCCGAUCUCGAUCCCACUUGGCAGCAGUGUCCCGAGGGAUACUUCUUCGACGAGGCUUCGCAGAGCUGCGACAAGGCCACCUCGGUGGUCUGCACCCACAAUCGGUGCGACGGACGUGGCACAAGGAUCGUGACCAGCAGCAGCAACGACUGCCACAACUACAUCCGGUGCGUGGACAACAAGGAGGUGGUGGAGGAGACCUGCCACUUCGACCACUUCUUCGACGAGACCCUCGAGGCCUGCACCUCCAAAAUCAUAUACGACAAGUGCUGCGAUGGUCGCGAAUGAGCGGGGGCUCUACCUAUAAAUUGAAGUUUAAAUGCAAAAACCAAACCAGUU